GGAUAAGAACAAGGAGUCGAAAAGAGGCUGUCGAAGGAAGAGGGCGCAACGACAAGUAAGAAAGUGAGGAGGCCCGACGGUGUGACCAUCCGCGAAGGACAAGCUAUGGGUGGAGGAGAUAGGGCUCAUCCAGGCACUGCUGCCGCGAGAGAACCUUGGGAGAAAUGCAAAAGGAAACUGGCAGUUGAAGAAGGCGAUGGCCAGAAGAAACCUCGGAGGAGGAAGACUGCUGAGGCGGAGAGCGGUGGCGAACGGGCUGUCGGUACGCAGUACGAUGAAGCGGCAGCGUUCUGGCUCGAAUAUGAGCGGAACGAUGACGGUGAGAUCGUGGAGAAGGAGCUCCCCGUUCAACUGCUCAUCGAUCCCGGGAAGGUCUGCGAUAUCCCGCCGUGGGAAAGAUAUUACAACCACCGCAGUCUCAGUCGCGAUGGUGUGAAGGACAUCAAGGAUGCGAUGGUAAGGCAGUUCCACGAGGAAAAGGGGAAGAUCUGGACGAAAAACCCUUUGGUUCUAGCACCCAUCUACAAGCCGGUGACGCAUAGGCCGGAGAAAGCUGAGAGGGUUCACAAAGAUGUCUUCAAGCGAGAGGACAAGGAUAAGUACUUUUAUUACCCUAUCAACGGACAACACACCGUGGCUGCUAUGAAGGAGUUGUACGGUGAGCCAAUAUUCGAAUUGUGAAGAUGCACUCAUGGCCGGCGAGAGUUGUCUGGUUCUCCGACGAAGACUUCGGGGGGUAUUUGCAAGUCAGUCUCACGG
Messenger RNA from Chara braunii, 759 nucleotides. Lineage: Eukaryota; Viridiplantae; Streptophyta; Charophyceae; Charales; Characeae. The record is from the annotation of a GenBank genome assembly.